Drechmeria coniospora is the source of this 744-nucleotide messenger RNA. RefSeq lists its product as uncharacterized. Gene Ontology annotation, molecular function: zinc ion binding; DNA-binding transcription factor activity, RNA polymerase II-specific. The record is from RefSeq and is a predicted model, not a curated record. Gene Ontology annotation, biological process: regulation of DNA-templated transcription. Gene Ontology annotation, cellular component: nucleus. Bases 1 to 744 code for a protein of 247 amino acids. The transcript has 3 exons. NCBI's taxonomy places the organism in Eukaryota, Fungi, Ascomycota, Sordariomycetes, Hypocreales, Ophiocordycipitaceae.
AUGAAUCGAUAUGAGUGUAUUUCUGCCUGGUCGGACCAUGGACCCUCGCACCAACACCAACCCGUCUCCGUGUUGUCUGCCCUCGCAGGCGUUUUCGGUGGCUCCCGCGAGACGAUUCCGAAUGCGACAUGGGGUGCCGCGUUUGUCGGGCGCGCAAGCAACGGCGAUGCCCCGUCGUCGCCCAUCACGGCUGCCUCGCUUCGCAAGAUCCGCACCUACCGCAGCUGCCAGGCCUGUCGGCUGAGCAAGACCAAGUGCAACGGCGGCAGACCCAAAUGCGCUCGCUGCGAGGUCAAGGGCGCCGAGUGUCUCUACGACGGCGGAUCGGCCCCGCGUUGGACGAGGAGCCUCAGGCGGACGAGCAAGAUGGAAUUGACGACGACGACGGCGGCGGCGGCGGCCAUGGCCUUGAAGAUGAACGGCGUGGAGGAAGCGGAGAAGUCGCCGCAGGGCCCUGCAGCAGCCGCCGGGGCCGAGCAUGUUUUGCCGUCACCCAUAUCCGAUGCCGCAACGAGUCCCGAGCACGACGCCGUCGAGCACCCGCUGUCGUGGUUGCUGUCCCCCGACCUCCCGAGCCCGCGCAACCUCCGCAAGGUGGUCGAACAGUACUUUUCCAACGUCCAUCCCCUACGCUGCUUUGCUUUUGUCCACAAGCCGUCGUUUAUGCAUCAGCUUGACAGGGGAUUUACGUCGGAUGACGAGUCGGCCCUUUUGCACGUCAUCUGCGCCCACGGGGCCAAGUAG